CCCCUGUCUCUCUCUCUCUCUACAAUUUGAUUUCACCGCCAUUGAAGGAGUCGCGCUCUUCCUCGUCUCGGAGUCGCUUCAACACUUGACGCCGCCGCCGCCGCCGCCGCUCGUUCUUCAGUUGCAGAGCUAGUCAUGGAUACGUCAAAUCCGGCGGUUUUUGUGAAUGCUGAGUUGCUUGGUAGGUAUGUUGGACGGAAGGUCCGGGCAGUAAUUCAGGUUAUUCGAAAUGAUGGCACGGCGGUAAUUGGAAAAUCUACUGAUGAGAAGCAGAUGAUCGUAAAGGGCUUGCCGCCCUCUCAACUCACAACUUUUGUUGAGGUUAUUGGAAUUGCUGAUGGUCAAAAUUCCAUCACUGCUGAUAAGUGGACCAACUUUGGCGAUAAUUUCGACACUUUUACUUACAACAAACUUUGUCAACUUGCAAAUGGCGAAUACCAACACCUUUUUCUUUGAGGUGCUAUGAGAUCCCUGCAGGUGAAGCUCAAAGGUUUCUGCUGUAUCACACAUGCUAGGAGCGAUGAAAGCUUGAAUGAUGUGAGUCUGCUGUAUUUGUUAUGAUCUCUUUAUUGUAGAAAGCUUUAGGUAGUUCUAAGUCAUGCGGUAUGAUGCCCGCCCAGUCGAUUGCAAACAUAUUUUACCUUCCCUUGAUGCCAGGGUUUAAUUUCUAUCAGAGAUUACCUAUGUUUUGAAUUCAUCAGAAAUGCAGUUGACAUGUUCCUGAGCCUAUCUUUGAUGCUCAGAGGUGAGAGUACUUUUGUUAGGUUGUUGAAGAUGGAUAAGGUAGGUAAGAAGUAAAAUUCCCUUGGAUUUGCAUU
Molecule: messenger RNA, 818 nt
Organism: Syzygium oleosum
Lineage: Eukaryota; Viridiplantae; Streptophyta; Magnoliopsida; Myrtales; Myrtaceae
Product: replication protein A 14 kDa subunit B-like
Exons: 3
Coding region: 136-456 (106 amino acids)
Biological process (GO): DNA replication; DNA repair; DNA recombination
Cellular component (GO): nucleus
Molecular function (GO): DNA binding
Source: RefSeq, a predicted model, not a curated record